Trifolium pratense (red clover) is the source of this 1446-nucleotide messenger RNA. Its product is annotated as grpE protein homolog 2, mitochondrial-like. Gene Ontology annotation, molecular function: protein-folding chaperone binding; adenyl-nucleotide exchange factor activity; protein homodimerization activity. NCBI's taxonomy places the organism in Eukaryota, Viridiplantae, Streptophyta, Magnoliopsida, Fabales, Fabaceae. Bases 201 to 1220 code for a protein of 339 amino acids. Gene Ontology annotation, cellular component: PAM complex, Tim23 associated import motor. The record is from RefSeq and is a predicted model, not a curated record. The transcript has 5 exons. Gene Ontology annotation, biological process: protein import into mitochondrial matrix; protein folding.
UAGUCCAUAAAGAAAUUAAUUGAUGUAUUCUAGUUUCUUCUUCCCUGAUAUUACUAACCCUUCCAAAUUUCAUUGUUCUCUGUUUUUCUGAGAAACACACAGUUCCUCAUAAACCCUUCCUCCAUAUUCAAUCUUCAAAAGUUUUUUCAAGCCUUUAUUCUUUCUUCAUUCAUCAAAUUUCUUCUUCAAAAUCCUCAACAAUGUUCUUCUACAAGCUUUUCUCCCGUUUCUCAACAACCAUUUCCCGAACCUCACUUCUCUCUACUCAGCGAAUUCCCCAACAACAAUUCCAUAACUUCUCCAAUCAAUUUCAUUCCCUAAUCAUUCCUCAAUCUACCAACAAGCUAAUUCCAUUUCAAGUCGAUUUCUUAUGUCCAUCUAUAAAUUCCUCAACCCCAAAAUUUGGAUUUUCUUCAUCAGCCUCAACUGAAACAGAAGAUAAAAAAGGGAAUAAUGUGCAUAAUGGUGAUUCCAUAAAUGAUGAUCCUGCAAAAACAAGUGAACAGGCAAAGGAAAUUGAUCAGCCAGGACAAGCCAAGCCUGCAGAUCAAACAGAAGAAUCAGGAGGAUCUAUUUCAGAUUCUCAAUCUCAAACUGUCAAAAGAAGGAGAGGUGUUAAACGAACUGCAUUUUCUGAUUCAGAUUCAGAGAGUGAAUCGGAUUUAUCCAGGGAUGAUUUGAUUAAGCGUGUAGCCGAGAAGGAAGAACUUUUGAAAUUGAAGCAAAAAGAGAUUGAGAAAAUACAGGAUAAAUUUCUGCGGGCUUAUGCAGAGAUGGAGAAUGUCAUGAACAGGACUCAACGUGAAGCAGAGAAUUCAAAGAAAUUUGCUAUACAGAAUUUUGCAAAGAGUUUACUUGAUGUUGCGGAUAACUUAGGAAGAGCUUCAUCAGUUGUAAAGGAAAGUUUUUCCAAAAUCGAUACAUCGAGUGACUCUGCUGAAGCAGUGAAACUACUGAAGACACUUCUUGAAGGAGUUGAAAUGACCGAGAAACAACUUUCAGAGGUGCUUAAAAAGUUUGGAGUAGAAAAAUUUGACCCUACAAAUGAGCCCUUUGAUCCACAUAGGCACAAUGCAGUCUUCCAAGUACCUGAUGAUUCCAAGCCCCCAGGCACUGUUGCAGCUGUGCUGAAGGCAGGAUAUUUGCUUCAUGAUCGUGUAAUUCGGCCGGCGGAAGUUGGUGUAACCCAAGCAAAAGAAGAUAACAAUCCAGCAGAAUGAUGGAAACGAUAGUGUAGCUGAUCAUGACCCAUAGAAAAGAUAUUUCCUUCUUAUUGCAUAUUUGGAUAUCGUGUGAUGUUUCGUUAUGUAUCCGAAACAUUAUGAUCUUCCCUCCUUGGCACUAGUUCUAUUUUCCAUGCCUUUUACCAGCAUGCAACAUACUAUUCUUUUUAUUAAUCUCAUGUUUGGAAUAACAUGAUACAAUAAGAUGAGUUUAGUUCCAUCA